GGUUGACGGUGGUGGUGUAGUAGCAAUGCAAUCGAAGCGAAUCGGAGUUAAAGGGUUUAACACAACAGAGUGAAAAGCGAGAAAAGAGAGAAAUAUCAAAAAAUGGCUUCAUCGAAGAGUGGAAGAGAAACAGCAAUGACUCUUGAGAGGAUGAGCGUUGAACAGUUGAAAGCAGUUAAAGAACAAGCUGAUAUGGAAGUUAAUCUUCUUCAAGACAGUCUCACUAAUAUCGGCACCGCCACCACUCGUCUUGAAAUCGCCACCACCGCUCUCAACGAUCUCUCUCUCCGUUCUCUCGGUAGUAAAAUUCUUGUUCCUCUUACCGCUUCUCUUUACGUUCCUGCUACUCUUCAAGAUCCUCAUCAUGUUCUCGUUGAUAUCGGAACUGGUUAUUUCGUUGAGAAAACGAUGCCUGAAGGAAAAGAUUAUUGUGAACGCAAAAUCAGUUUACUCAAAUCUAACUUCGAUCAACUUGUUGAGGUUGCAUCCAAAAAGAAAAAUGUUGCAGAUGAAGCUGGAGUUAUUUUACAGGCAAAGUUGAAGCAAUUAGCAUCUUCAUCCUAAUGGUAGCUGCAUAGCUGGUAUAGAAAUCAAUUGUUUUCUUUCAAUGCAUUGUACCAUAGGAAAUCAUUACUAGUGGUGUUAGAGUUGGUGAUGUUAUAUGUUGUUUAAACCUUUUAUUGAAAAUAACUCCUUUUUUGUUGUGAUGCCUCGAAACAUUAGUUUGAAACUUUUGGAACUGUAUUUAGGAAAUCUAGUCAACCAAUGCCAAUUGAAAUUUAAUGAUUACUGAAGAAAUAGGCAGUGGUCUUUCGAUUAUACAAGUCUUUAAUCAGAGCAGGUUGUUGAGCAAUCCUCACCUUCUGGCUUUAGGGAGGGACCCUUUGAUUGUUGAGCACUACACACUCAAAGUCACCAUGUCUUUUUCUUUUUAAAGUUAUGGAAUUCAUUUUUGAAGCUCUCUUUAUUGGUGUUUACCGCAUAAUAUUUUAGGCAUGUUCUCAUUUCAUCAUUUGAUGUUAGUCUCAUGAGAAGGGUGCUCUUGUAACUUAUUAUCCUCCCCCUCACCUUUCUAUGUCGGUUGGAAUAAUGCAAGAGGGUAUUAAGGUGUUCAUGAGGGUAUAAUGGAUGCUAAUGAGUAAUGCCUAGGAUUAAAAUGUAAUAGAUUUUUGCUAUAACUUUUAAUUUUACUACAGCUACUACUUGUUAUUGAUAAGAGAGGAUUGUUUACAUGAUUGUUGAGCACUACACACUCAAAGUCACCAUGUCUUUUUCUUUUUAAAGUUAUGGAAUUCAUUUUUGAAGCUC
Trifolium pratense (red clover) is the source of this 1308-nucleotide messenger RNA. RefSeq names its product probable prefoldin subunit 5. The transcript has 3 exons. The coding region runs from base 103 to 564 and encodes 153 amino acids. Gene Ontology annotation, biological process: protein folding; regulation of DNA-templated transcription. Gene Ontology annotation, cellular component: prefoldin complex; cytoplasm. The record is from RefSeq and is a predicted model, not a curated record. NCBI's taxonomy places the organism in Eukaryota, Viridiplantae, Streptophyta, Magnoliopsida, Fabales, Fabaceae.